UAUAUAUAUUGUUCUCUCUUUACAUCACAUACAAUCUCUCAACCUUCUCUAGCAUAUAUUAGGUCAGAAUAAUUGAGCAAAAAACCCUAAUCAAAGACAUGGGGAGCCAAGAGGAUGACGAUUUUUUAUCUGCAUUUGGAAUAACAAGAAUGAUAGGUGUUCAAUUAGCUCUUAGAGCUGCAGUUGAGCUAAAUGUCUUUACUAUCAUUGCUAAUUCCAACUCCCCAGAAGCACAACUUACUGCAAAAGAAAUCGUCGCGAAAAUCCCGACAACAAACCCUAAUGCAGCUAUGGCUUUGGAGAAGAUACUGAAUUUACUAGCUUCAUAUUCCAUUUUAUCUGCAUCUCCUAGAACAUCCCUAUCAGAUGGGAAAAGGCCGGAAAAGGCGUACGGCCUGACGAAGCAGAGCCGGCGCUUAGCAUUGGACAAUGGAGGAGUUUCUUUGGCUUCAGUUUUGCUUUUUGGGUCUGAAAGAGAGAUUGUGGACUCCUUUUACACAUUGAAGGAUGCUGUGCUUGAACAAUCUUACAAGGGUUAUAACAAAGCUAAUGGUGAGACCUUCUUUGAAUCUUUGAGAAGGAAACCUGGCCUAAACAAACUGUUCAAUGACAAUAUGUCAAUUUGCUCAAAGGUAAUGUUGGAGCAAGUAUUGAGGGUUUAUAGAGGAUUUGAAGAGGUGGAGGAGUUGAUGGAUGUUGGGGGAGGGAUUGGGACUUCACUGGAGAAGAUAGUUUCUGCUUAUCCACAUAUUCAUGGCAUCAACAUGGAUUUGCCUCAUGUCAUUGCUAAUGCGACCACCAUUGCAGGUGUGAAGCAUAUUGCUGGAGAUAUGUUUGAGCCAUUGCCUGCUGCACAAACAAUAUUCUUAAAGUGGGUACUCCACGAUUGGGACGAUGAUUGGUGCAUCAAGAUAUUGAGAAAUUGUUGGAAGGCAUUGCCGGAAAAUGGCAAGGUCAUAGUUGUGGAAUUUGCAGUCUCUGAAGACUGUAAUGAAUCAGUGCACACAACAUUCAUGGAACUGAUGAUGAUGGUACUAAAUCUUGGGGGUAAGGAGCGAACGACAGUUGAACUCGACUGGAUUGCUAAAGCUGCAGGUUUUGCUCAAACAAUAACAUUUCCGACUCAUAAGCUGGGAUUUUAUGUCAUAGAGUUCAUCAAGAAAACUUAAAAAGUUUUACUUUUU
Molecule: messenger RNA, 1184 nt
Organism: Tripterygium wilfordii
Lineage: Eukaryota; Viridiplantae; Streptophyta; Magnoliopsida; Celastrales; Celastraceae
Product: (S)-scoulerine 9-O-methyltransferase-like
Exons: 3
Coding region: 99-1169 (356 amino acids)
Biological process (GO): methylation
Molecular function (GO): protein dimerization activity; S-adenosylmethionine-dependent methyltransferase activity; O-methyltransferase activity
Source: RefSeq, a predicted model, not a curated record